AUGCUCGCCUGCAGGUGGGCACCAGCUUCCCAGGUGGGCCUCCCUUGCUCCUCGUCUCUCCGCAAUUGGAUUGCCGAUCUCGAGGCCCUCCCCCGCUCCCUCUCCUACCUGGGUCUCAGUUACCCCAGUGACCUGACCCGGUCCCUGUCUGCCUCUGCUCCUUUCCCCCUGCCAUGCCAGGCAUAUGUCGGGCAUAUGUCGGGCCUACGUGGGGUGGGACCCGCCCUCCCGUCUCAUCAUAGUCGCAUUCAGGCACCUGCACCUCGUCUCCGCAACUGGAUCGCCGAUCUCGAGGCCCUUCCCCGUUCCCUCUCAGUUACCCCGGGCACCUGCACCUCCUCCCUCCGCAACUGGAUCGCUGAUCUCGAGGCCCUCCCGCGCUCCCUCUCAGUUACCCCGUUUCGGACCCUCUCGUUUCCCUUCUUUCCUGCCAACAGGCAUAUUCCCCGCGCCCGCGUGCACCGCGGCUUCUACUCCGCUUACCACUUCACGCGCCUGCGCCCGGCGGUGGUUGGGGUGGUGCUGUUCCUCACGACGAUCCUUCCGAGUUCCUAUCGUGUGGCCUUCACGGGACACUCCCUGGGAGGCGCCCUCGCUACUCUCAGUGCUCUCGACCUGCAGGUGGGUGGCUGGGGUUUCCCUGGUAGAGAACGGUGGGUGGCUGGGGUCUCCCUGGUAGAGAACGGUGAGGUCUCCUACGACCUCCCAUCACCCGACAUUCGAGUCGUCACCUUUGGCUCGCCUCGAGUUUCUUACGACCUCCCAUCUCCCGCCAUUCGAGUCGUCACCUUUGGCUCGCCUCGAGUGGGCAACGCUGCAUUUGCCGCAUAUUUCCGUCAGAAGGUUCCUGGAAGCACCCGCGUGACCAACUGGAAGGACCUUGUGCCGCACUUGCCGCCCGCAACGAUCGGUUACCACCAUGUGGCCACUGAAGACCCCAAGACGGAGAACAACCCGUACCUUGGCUUCGUCUACACGUCCUUCCAGGAGCGGGCGACCUUCAUUUCCCACGGCAACACGGCGCGCCACGCCAAGGAGUUUGGAGAUGACCGGCUGGCCGUGAUAUGUGGCAUGAUAGCCGCGGAUGAGAAGAGGCACGAGAAGGCGUACUGUGCGAUCGUGUCACGGUUGUAUGAGCUCGAUCCGUCCGGGGCGAUGCUGGCGUUUGAAGACAUGAUGAGGAAACAGGUGCACUUCAAAAGUCAUGCCAAAUCAACAUAUGCUUCCUUGUCCCUUCUCUCCCAUAAGCUCCCAUUUCCCUUCUUUCCCUUAUGCGUUUCCCUGCUCUCCCAUAUGCUCCCAUAUCCCUUCUUUCCCAUAUGCUCCGGUUUCCCUUCUCUCCCAUAUGCUCCCAUUUCCCUUCGCUCCCAUAUGUGCCCAUUCCCCUUCUCUCCCGUAUGUGCCAUUUCCCUCCUUUCCCAUAUGCUCCCAUUUUCCUUCUCUCCCAUAUGCUCCCACUUCCCUUACCUCCCAUGUGCGCCUAAUUCCCUUCUCUCCCGUAUGUGCCCAUUUCCCUUCCCUCCCGUAUGCUCCCAUUUCCCUUCUCUCACAUCUGCUGCCACUUCCCUUCUCUCCCAUCUGCUCCGAUUACCCUUCUUUCCCUUGUGCAUCGACUACCACUACAUUUUCUUCAUGCAAGCUCACAUUAACUCGUUGACUUCUCACCUCAUGUACGAUGGGGAGAACCCAGAACUUUUCGACGAUUUCUCCGCUGUAGCACAGCGCACGGGGGUGUACACUGCCGGAGACUACGCUGAUAUAAUGGAGCACCUUAUAGCGGUGUGGGAUGUAGAGAAGAUGGAGGGACUGUCUCCGGAAGCGGCACGUGCGCAGGAGUUCGUCUGCAAGCUGCCGCCCAGGAUCAGGAGGUUGGCGGAGCGGGCGGCGGAUAAGGUGAAGAAGGGCGGCCCACAGACUGGCAAGUUCAGCUGGGUUUUCAACAGGGAGGUGAAGCUUGUGUAA
This is a messenger RNA of Closterium sp. Naga37s-1, 1962 nucleotides long. The record is from the annotation of a GenBank genome assembly. NCBI's taxonomy places the organism in Eukaryota, Viridiplantae, Streptophyta, Zygnematophyceae, Desmidiales, Closteriaceae.